This is a messenger RNA of Cryptomeria japonica (Japanese cedar), 402 nucleotides long. RefSeq lists its product as uncharacterized. The transcript has a single exon. Bases 1 to 402 code for a protein of 133 amino acids. Lineage: Eukaryota; Viridiplantae; Streptophyta; Pinopsida; Cupressales; Cupressaceae. The record is from RefSeq and is a predicted model, not a curated record.
AUGCAUGCAGCACCUGAAGGGACAUUCAGAGAGAGAAAAAGACCUCGCAAGUUAACAUAUGAUGCAUUAAUGAGUAAAAUCAUUAAUUCUGAACCUACUGGUGUUACAGAAGCUCUCAAGCGUCAAGUUUGGAAGGAUGCUAUGACAAAAGAGUAUCAAAUCAUUCUGAAAAACGAUGUUUGGGACAUAGUUCCUAGACCAAAAGAUAAAUCUAUUGUCUCGUCCAAGUGGCUCUUCAAAAUUAAACAUGCUGCAGAUGGUAGUAUAGAGAAACAUAAAGCAUAUUUUGUUGCCAGAGGAUUCUCACAUAAUGAAGGUAUUGAUUAUGAAGAGACAUUUGCACUUGUUGCCCGGUAUACCUCUGUUAGAGCAGUCAUAGCUAUUGCAGCAGCUAAAGGCUAG